Klebsormidium nitens is the source of this 2881-nucleotide messenger RNA. The record is from the annotation of a GenBank genome assembly. NCBI's taxonomy places the organism in Eukaryota, Viridiplantae, Streptophyta, Klebsormidiophyceae, Klebsormidiales, Klebsormidiaceae.
CAUGAUUCAUAAAUCAUGGUGGUGCAAAUUGCAAAAGGAAGACGCUAGAACUGGCUGCUGCAGCUGUAGCCUGUAGCUCAACGAAGGGAGAGAAAAGUGGAGAAGACGCCUUGCUGUGGAGUUUGAGAUGUCACUUUUGAGGCUCAAGCCUCACAGAGGUCUUCGUUGAAAAUUGACUUCUGACGAAAGGACGGCGCUUCUUUGUUGGAGUAGUAUUUGCUUUCAUGCUAUGGUUAUAGCUGUGAAGUGGUAAGGUUCCUGUGUGAGUUUGAAGUUUUAUCAAAUGGAGGCGGUAGAAAUGGUAGGGAAGGCCAGUCGUAGGGGCUGGUACAAUGUGGUGGUAGCCCUUGUGAUGUACAUGAGCGCCGGCAUUGCAGCUGUUGAUGGCGCCUGCACCGGCGUGCUCGAUGCGGAAGGGCUGGUAUCAGCUCUGGCUACCAGCACUCCUGGCACCCUUGUGACCGUCUGUGGUGACAUUCAAGUGACAUCCACCAUCAAGAUCUCCCAGUCCAUCAGCAUUGAGGGCCAGUGCCCCUACCCUGGGUGCCGCAUCUUCUCCAAUGCAGGGAUUGGCACAGGAGUCCAACUUUUCCAAACCGGGAACGGCCUCGGGACCGUCACCUUCCGCAACCUGUGGCUAGACGGAGGGUUCUCCCAGCCGACUUUCAACUCCGCAGCCGGCUACUGCCCCGGGGGGCUGACCAACUUCAACGGGGGCGCAAUCAGUACGGGGCCCGGGACCAACCUUGUCGCUGACUCGGUUGUGUUCACCAGCAACAGCGCUUGCGCGGGUGGAGGCGCCGUCAAUGCUGGAUCAAACGCCACAAUCUCCAACUGCCUCUUUCUCAACAACACGGCGAUGUAUGGCGGCGGGCUUUCAGUCACCACGGGGGCCGCUCUGACCAUCAGGAACAGCAACUUCUCGUACAACUCGGCUCGGGAUCGCGGGUCCGCCCUCUGGCUGUACCAAUCACAACAGGCCAGGAUCCAGGGAUCCCUCUUCAUGUAUAAUCGCGCACUGGGCUUUGGAGGCGGGGCGGUGGUCGCUUUCUCCGACGACAACCCCGGCAAGUACGACAGCACUAUCAUCAUCGCUGGCAACACGUUCGCGAACAACACGUCACCGGUGGGUGGAGGCGCCAUUUUAAACCACUACUCUGGAAAUAUGUUCAUCAUUGGCAACCUCUUCGUGCAAAACUACGCGACAGCGGGGGGGGCCAUCUACCUCGAUCACGGGACAACGACGGUCGGCAGCCCAAACACGUUUCUCCGGAACCAAGCGGACGGUAACGGGCCCGCGAAUCUGUACACUCAGGGCAAUGCUUCGUCUACCAGGUUUUGCCCGAGCCUGACGGCAGUCCCUACGGGGGUAGGGACAGACGGGGGAACGGGAUCCCCGAUUCAAAGUUGCGCGCUUGUGGACUGUACCGUCCACAAUCCGUGUGACCCGCUCGCAACUUGCGAUCCAGCCGUAACGGGGCUCGCGAUCGGGUGCACGUGUCCUGCCUCCGCCGCCGGAAGCGGCUUCAUCUGCGACGCCGCACUCAGAGUCAUGAGCGUUGGGUCCGGAAGCACUUUCACAGUCCCCCCCGCGUUCAACCUAGCAUACGGGGGCAACGUGUCCAACAUUGCGUUCGUCCUCGGCCCCUCCCCCACGGGCAAGAAGAAGAGAAAGAACGUCUUGCCGACGGUGCUGGAGGAGCCCAAGAAGCUACUGACGGAUUCGAGGUGGAGCGGCGCGCGGCCCUCGACCGCCGCGUCAGACCGGGAGCAGCAGGCGAACAAGGCGCUGGGCCGCAACUGGCGCCGAUUCACAUAUGCUGAGCUCAGCCACGCGACCGGGGGGUUCUCCCGGCAGGCCCUGCUGGGGGAGGGCGCCUUCGGGCAGGUGUAUCUGGCCACUCUGCCGGACGGAACGAAGCUCGCGGUGAAACAACUGAAAGAUGGCGGAAAGGAUUUGGCUGCGCGCGAGUGGCUGGGCGAGCUCGACGCGCUCGGGCGCGUGCGGCACCGCAACCUGGUGUCGCUUCGCGGGUACUGCGUCACGGACCACGACUGCUUCCUCGUGCUCGAUUAUGCCGAGAACGGGAACCUGGACUCAGCGCUCCGCAGCGAGUCGAAGCCUGCCCUCGACUGGGACACCCGCCUCAACAUCGCGAUCGGCGCCGCACGAGGCCUCUCGUACUUGCAUAAUGAUACGGACCCGCCCAUUCUGCAUCGAGACAUCAAGAGCGCCAACAUUCUGCUGGACAGCAAAAUGCAGGCGCAGGUGGCGGACUUUGGGCUGGCGAAGCUGAUUGCGGACGAGUCGGACAACCAGAGCACCAUGGUCCGAGGAACGUACGGAUACCUGGCGCCCGAAAUGGUCUACACCGGUCGGGUGACGACCAAGAGUGACGUGUACAGCUUCGGGGUGGUGCUCCUGGAGCUGGCCACGGGCCUGCGCGCGCUCGAGAGCCUGGCAGACGGCGGGAAGCAGAACCUCGUCGAGGCGGUGUCGCGCAACCGGAACCGUCUGCUCGUCACAGUCGACCCAAAGCUCAAUCACCAGUUCUCCCCCGAGGCGGCGACCCGCUUCAUCACCAUCGCACUGUCUUGCGUCGCCAGAGACGACUCCGUCCGGCCGGACAUGUCGGACGUUCUACGCGGCCUUGAAAGUCUCGCCAAGGGCGGGCCAGUGUCCGACGUCGAACUUCCGUACCAGGAUAGCACAAUCAAUGACUCCGGCGAGUGGUUUGCCGCGUCGUCGCGCGCGGGAAGUGGGUCGGAGCUCUCCGGCGCGUCUUCGCUGUUAAGCCAUUCCACGUGGAGCGAGCCGUAUGGCCCGAGCGGAAGCUCCAGCAUAAAUUAUCAGAUGACCAUGAUACACGAAGGGCGGUAG